AUGAUUCUCAGCACCCUUAUCAGUAGCUUCGCUGUGCUUGUCGUCUGGGGCUUGGGUAAAGCCUAUUGGACUAUGGUCAUCGUAUCGCUUCUAUUCGGUGCAUUUGCCUUCAGCUUCAUGGUUUUGCGAAGCCAUAUAGCCGCCAUAUUUGUAAACGACAGCAACCACCCAGCUGAAGAGCUCUUUGUUUCUGGAGUGCUGCUGUUCACCAGAGGUGUCGUGGGUGUCAUUUCUGGCUAUAUUGCUGCGGCAGUCCUCCAGAGCUCCGAGUCCACGAAGAUAGACUCUAGCUACGGUGUUGGAAAGUGGCGCACUCUUAUUAUUCUGCUUGGCACGACGAUGACUACAGCGGCUGUUGGAGCUAUCGGCCUUCGAAGGAGAAAACCUAGCAUACGAGAAGCAAACUCAGCAAGCAGCUGA
Pyrenophora tritici-repentis Pt-1C-BFP is the source of this 420-nucleotide messenger RNA. Its product is annotated as MFS monocarboxylate. NCBI's taxonomy places the organism in Eukaryota, Fungi, Ascomycota, Dothideomycetes, Pleosporales, Pleosporaceae. The record is from RefSeq and is a predicted model, not a curated record.